AGGCUGAUCUCAGCCCGGGCGCCCGGUUCAGCCACACCCCGGCCGGCGCCGGCGCCUGCCCGGCUCUCAGCGAGGCGGGGGAGCAGGAGGAGUUGGCGCCGCCGGGAAGCCCGCGCCUCGCCCGCACCCCGGGCUGGACUGACCGGCGUCUGCGGGGCUCUCUGGCCAGGCCCUGUGUGCCGGGACCGCGCCGAGAACUGGGCAGCGGCGGUGCGGAGAGGUGGCAGCAGGCCGCGAGACUGGAGCUGGGCCGGCGCCCUGCCAUGGAGGCCCGCUACAACCUGAAGAGUCCGGCUGUUAAACGUUUAAUGAAAGAAGCGGCAGAAUUGAAAGAUCCAACAGACCAUUACCACGCACAGCCUUUAGAGGAUAACCUUUUUGAAUGGCACUUCACAGUUAGAGGGCCCCCAGAUUCUGAUUUUGAUGGAGGAGUUUAUCAUGGGCGGAUAGUACUGCCGCCAGAGUAUCCCAUGAAACCACCGAGCAUUAUUCUCCUAACGGCUAAUGGACGAUUUGAAGUGGGCAAGAAAAUCUGUUUGAGCAUCUCCGGACAUCAUCCUGAAACUUGGCAGCCAUCAUGGAGUAUAAGGACAGCGUUAUUAGCCAUCAUUGGGUUUAUGCCAACAAAAGGAGAAGGCGCCAUAGGCUCUCUCGAUUAUACUCCCGAGGAAAGAAGAGCACUUGCCAAAAAAUCACAAGAUUUCUAUUGUGAAGGAUGUGGCUCUGCCAUGAAGGAUGUCCUGUUGCCUUUAAAAUCUGGAAGUGAUUCAAGCCAGGCUGACCAAGAAGCUAAGGAACUGGCGAGACAAAUCAGUUUCAAGGCAGAAGUCAAUUCAUCUGGAAAAACUAUUGCUGAGUCAGAAUUAAACCGUUCUUUUUCACUAAAUGACUUACAAGAUGAUAUACCUACAGCAUUCCAGGGUGCUACUGCUGGUUCAUCGUGUGCAGUCCAGAAUCCCUCAGGAGCAUCCUUUCAACAAACUACCCAACCUGUAGCUAAGAAUACCUCCAUGAGCCCUCGGCAGCGCCGGGCCCAGCAGCAGAGUCAAAGAAGAUCAUCGGCUUCACCAGAUGUAACCCAGGGCCAGCAGCCGAGAGACAUUCACACUGAUCAUGGUGGGUCAGCAGUACUGAUCGUCAUCCUGACUUUGGCAUUGGCAGCUCUUAUAUUCCGACGGAUAUAUUUGGCCAAUGAGUACAUAUUUGACUUUGAGUUAUAAUAUUGUUUUGUGACUUAAGAGCUGUGACUCAACUGCUUCAUUAAACAUUCUGCAUUGGGUAUAAUCUUAAGAAUUGUUUACAAAAAGAUUAUUUUGUAUUUACCAUUCAUUCCUUUUUAUGACCCUCAGAUGUUAACUAUAAAUACAGCUAGACAUUCAGACCAUCAGGCAGUGUGUCCAGCUUACUUUAAGGGGCUGGAAAUCAAAGUUCCUUGUCUUGCUAUUUGAUCUGCUUUACAGAGAAAUAAUUUAUUGUUGUUUCUCAUGCCUCAGCUUUUUAUGUAAAUUUGUGCACUUUUCUGUAUAGCCCUUGGAAAUUUUGGGAUGAAAGAUGAUGUUUUAAGUUCCAA
Molecule: messenger RNA, 1570 nt
Organism: Nycticebus coucang (slow loris)
Lineage: Eukaryota; Metazoa; Chordata; Mammalia; Primates; Lorisidae
Gene: UBE2J1
Product: ubiquitin conjugating enzyme E2 J1
Exons: 8
Coding region: 264-1220 (318 amino acids)
Source: RefSeq, a predicted model, not a curated record